Molecule: messenger RNA, 3069 nt
Organism: Rubroshorea leprosula
Lineage: Eukaryota; Viridiplantae; Streptophyta; Magnoliopsida; Malvales; Dipterocarpaceae
Source: the annotation of a GenBank genome assembly
AAAAGUUAGUAUUCGGUAAGGUAAGCUAAUUAUUUCGGCAUCUUCCUUCGUUUCCCAUUAAACAAUUGUUUCUUACAAAUAUAUUAGCUAAUUAGCCACCACCCAUUUGUCUGCUCUCUUCAAAGUCUGGAUCUUUGAUAUCAUUUUCUGGGUAUUGGUGCUUUUUCUCAGAGGAUUUGGUUCUAGUUUCGAUCAGGGCAAUUGAGGCAGAAAUAUGGCUCCACCUAGUGGCCUUACAAGAAUAGGACUAGCUGGUCUGGCUGUUAUGGGCCAAAAUCUGGCACUAAAUAUUGCUGAGAAAGGCUUCCCCAUCUCUGUUUAUAACCGAACUACCUCCAAAGUUGAUGAGACUGUUGAACGUGCUAAACUAGAAGGUGAUCUGCCUGUGUAUGGCUUCCAUGAUCCUGAAGCAUUUGUUCAAUCUAUCCAGAAACCUAGAGUUAUAAUCAUGCUUGUAAAGGCAGGGGCACCCGUCGACCAAACUAUUAAGACCCUCUCUGCUUUCAUGGAGAAAGGUGAUUGUAUUAUUGAUGGUGGCAAUGAGUGGUAUGAGAACACUGAGAGGCGAGAAAAGGCGAUGACUGAAUUGGGUUUGCUCUACCUCGGAAUGGGAGUUUCAGGUGGUGAAGAAGGAGCACGACAUGGACCCUCAUUGAUGCCUGGAGGCUCCUUUGAGGCUUACAAGUAUAUUGAAGACAUUCUUCUUAAGGUUGCUGCUCAAGUUGAAGAUAGCGGUCCCUGUGUGACCUAUAUUGGCAAAGGUGGAUCUGGUAACUUUGUGAAGAUGAUCCAUAAUGGAAUUGAAUAUGGUGAUAUGCAGUUGAUUGCGGAGGCAUAUGAUGUCCUGAAAUCUGUUGGAAAGUUGUCCAAUGAAGAACUGCAAUGUGUUUUCUCAGAAUGGAACAAGGGGGAGCUUCUGAGCUUCUUGAUUGAAAUCACUGCAGAUAUAUUUGGAAUUAAGGAUGAUAAGGGGGAUGGUCAUUUGGUUGAUAAGGUUUUGGACAAAACUGGCAUGAAGGGUCCAAGUCCGGCCUCACCAAAGAUGCUGCUUUUAAGAAAAUCAAGGCUGAGAACAUACCCAUCAGCAAGGUGCUCAAGGUGUCUAAGCUCAAGACGAAUUUUCGUCCUUUUGACGCCAGGAGGAAGCUCUGUGAUUCGUAUGACAUGUUUUGCAGAUAAGAGGGUUAUACCUCUUCUGCCUAAGUUAUUGGGGAAGCAGUUUUUUAAGAAGAAGAAGAUUCCGGUGGCAUUGGAUUUGAAACACACGAAUUGGAAGGAGCAGAUUGAGAAUGCUUGCAGUUCAGGCAAUGCUUGCAGUUCAGGCUUACUGUAUUUCAGUACUGGGACUUGCAGUGUGGUGAAGAUGGGGAAGCUUUCCAUGGAAAGAAAGCACAUUUUGGCCAAUGUGAUGGCUGCUAUUAAUGAAAUUGCGGACAUUGUGCUGAGAAAGUGGAGAAACAUGAGGUAUAGUCACUUGAAGUUGCUUGAGAGUUUGGCGCUACCAGUCUAUCAGGCUGUACCAGGUUUGAGGUUGAAGAUUGAAGCUCCUAGGAAAAUGGGAAAGUAGUGGAUGAAGAGACUCCUAAGGAUGAUAAGAAUAAAGACCAUAAUGUAGCUAAUGAGAAGAAUAAGAAGAAGGGAAGGAUACAUGAGAUUAGGUAUAUGGAUAGCAAUAUUAGUGAGACCUUGAAUGAGGAUGAAAUUGGAAGUGAUUUCUACGGGGACAUCAGUGAAGGCGAGGAUAUAGAGAGAUAUUGAGAAUGCUGACUUUAAAUAAUCAAGUCCUCUCCUCUGGUAUUCUUCAGAAAUCCCAAUAAGCACUGAUGAUUUCUGCUCUGGACAUUAUACCUAACAGUUUUGGUGAAAGUUUAUCUCAGCUGUGUUCCAGUUACAUUUUUAAACCAUAUCUUAGUAUGUUAACUUUAGUUCUGUUUAUAUUGUGUCAAAACUUGAGCAUCAAUCAAGUUAGUGGUCCCUUUUCUAAUCUAAAUUCCAAAGCGAUAAUUUAGCCAGUGCGGGGCACUGUUCCUAGUUCAAUGUUCAAACAUAGAAGAUUCAUUAUUUUCUGUCUCUCAUAAUAUGCUACCUUGUUUUGGUUAAUGUGUUAUACAUACAUUCUGACCAGUCUGAAUGGGUUGGUCCAGAUGAUACCUUUGUCUGGCUGUAUGGUAUGCAAAGCCCAGCAAUGGCUCUGGAAAUGGAAGUAUGCAUUCUUCUGCUGAACACUGACUACUGGUCUGCAUUAGCAACUUGAUUACGUAGGGCUACAUACAAUCUUGUACACAAUUUACAUUCUUUGUCAUCCCUUAUGUUUCUCCCUAGAUCAAUCUCAAGAUUGUAUGUUACGAUCUUCGGAAAAAAGACAUUAGGAGGAGAAUGAAGAUACAUGUGUGAUUCUCUUCUUGAAAAGAACUUCUUUAAAGAAGGUGCAUUUGCUUUGCAUGUAGACUUGGUGAACUCCUACAAACCUUUCAUGCUUUAGACUGGUUACUUUUGGUACUUUUCCCGAAUGCUGAAUCUUCCUUUACUUUUGGAACCAUUUUCAUUGCUCCUUUUCUCUUGUUUCUUUGCCUCCUUGCGAGAAGAGCAUUUGUUUGCAUAAUCCCUUUUAUCUUGCUUAAGAUGAGACUGGUUGUCUCGAGCACUCUUAUGUUUAUGUUGUUGAUGGCUUGGACCCGAAGAAGCAUCAGAAGCCAUAGAAUCAUCACUGUUUUCCUUUUGAUCAUCAUUGUCACUGUAAUUUCUAUAAUGAUUGUUGUUAUCAUCAUCUUUUUCCUGACUGCUUUCUUCAUCUUCUCGCCUAGGAGAGGCAAGGUACAUUGUCCAACCAGACUCACUGCUGCUGCAACCUUCAGAGCCCGAGGAGUUUUUGAAGUUAUCCAUUAGUAGAGGCUAAUGGGAUGAUGAAGGAAUAAAGACGACUACAACGAAGAAUCAAGGACACUACUUUCCAGCUUGUCUGUAAUGUUGGCCAGUUGUGUUCUGUCCGAAGAGAUUAGCUGUGAUGGGUUUUUGAAUUGCAGAAUUAUCACCAAUUUUAUGAACUGCCAAUUAAUUGAGUUGUUAUUA